AUGUCGUUCAACAUACGGAUGUCCGGGGAAGACGUGCACGUGCCAGACGUGCCAGUAGGGGGCGAAGGGGGGCCGGCGGAGCAGCCGUCCAGAGACAGCCGCAAGCUGGACUGCAUCAUCUGUUACUCCGCCUUCAACCUGAGCGAGAGGCUUCCACGCAAGCUCUACUGCGGACAUACCUUCUGCCAAGCCUGUCUCUCCCGGCUCGACACGGUCAUUAACGAACAGACGUGGAUCCCGUGUCCACAGUGCCGGCAGAACACUCCCUUACCACGCGGGGGCGCCACAGUGCUGGACCUCGACCUGGCAGCCUUCCUAGGAGUCAAGGCGGAGCUGGAGAACCAACGAAUCAGCACGCGGCAAGGGGGCGGGGCACAGGUGGAGCACAAGUCUUCUUUUGGAAAGCAGCCAAUCACGGAGCAGCCCUCCCCCGCCUGGGGUCAGGGGGCGCUGGCUGGACCCCGCUUCCGAAGGAGCCCCUGCUGCCAGCGGUGCAUCUCUUGCUGCUGGUACUGA
This is a messenger RNA of Conger conger (European conger), 516 nucleotides long. It is a transcript of the gene rnf224, whose product is annotated as ring finger protein 224. The transcript has 3 exons. Lineage: Eukaryota; Metazoa; Chordata; Actinopteri; Anguilliformes; Congridae. The record is from RefSeq and is a predicted model, not a curated record. The coding region runs from base 1 to 516 and encodes 171 amino acids.